Molecule: messenger RNA, 360 nt
Organism: Sphenostylis stenocarpa
Lineage: Eukaryota; Viridiplantae; Streptophyta; Magnoliopsida; Fabales; Fabaceae
Source: the annotation of a GenBank genome assembly
AUGGAAUACACUGCUCAGUUGAUAAAGCUAUAUGAACCUGUGACAAGUGCAAUGAGUGUGUGGGUUCAGACCAUGCAAUGCCCCACCCAGCUUCCUUCCCUGGGGGGCCACUUGCGGGCUUCCCCAAGUUCCACAUCAGUGAACAGAAGAAAGAGAACUUACAGAUAUUACGGAGCAAUUGCUUCACGUAUUGCAUAUUCAUUUGGAAGAGGAAGCACGACCAAAGAGAAAAACGAAGAGAAUAAGCUCUCAGACGCAAAACAAAGAACCACAAAUGCUCGGUGUCAGCGUUGUAGAAGCAAGGCACCGCUUCAGGAAGACUCUACAAAUCUCACACCCGGUUCUGCAACGAAGCAAUAA